GUGUAGUAUACCUCCAUGCUGCCUCCCUCUCCGGUGCCGCUAACCACAAUGGCCAGGCUCGUAUGAGGGAUCUGCCCCUGUCAGUACAGUGGGCUAGACGCGCCUCAGCAGCAGUAGCAGCAGCAGCAGAUUCACUGACACCGAGACGCAAGCGGAGGAAUAUGACACACAUCUGAGAGGGAAAAGGUCAAUGUGGCUACUAAAGCAGCUCUCUGGAGUAGUUGUCCGUCGUAGUGGAUUCCCGAGUCCCGUCUCUAUAGCAACCCAUUCCUCCUCCUGAGUACUGCUGCCAACUUACCCUCUCUGCCACACGACGAAUCUCUCCUCAUCCCCCUGGCCAAUCGCCAGCUCCGAACUGCGUUGGAAUGGACACUGAGUCGACCCACUCGGGCUACUCCUAUCACUCCAGCCGCUCUGGGAGAUCAAACCGACAUGGGGAUCGAAGCCGUGAGCGGCACAAGGCCAGCAGCAGUAAAGACAGCAGUCGCUCUGAGAGGUCCGUCGUCAUCAACCCCCCUGACACUCCCUCUCAGGACUCCCCUGUUCACAAUGGAGAGCCACUGCCAGGAGAACCCUCGCCAGUAGCAGAUCAUGGAGAUGAGGCCCAGGAUGAUAACUGGGGGGAAACCACUACCGCAGUGACAGGCACCUCAGAGCUGAGUAUUUCCCAGGAGGAAGUGGUUGGACUAGGGAAGGGAAUACAGGACCGGACCCAAGGCUUCCGCCGCUAUCUUCCCCUUGCUGUGGGUUCGUGUGUGGGGCUGCUGGUGCUAGCCACGCCCCUGGUCUUCCUGCUUCUUCCGGCUGUCAUGUGGCCCGACAGACUGCAGGCUUGUGGCGCAGCCUGUGAGGGCCUCUUCCUCUCGAUCGCCUUCAAGCUCCUCAUCCUCCUGGUGGCCAUUUGGGCCUUGUUUCUCCGACCGGGCCGCGCCAGCCUGCCCAGAGUGUGUGUGUUCCGUGCCUUCCUCACCACACUUACACUCUUGCUCACCAUGUCUUAUUGGCUCUUCUAUGGGGUCCGGAUCCUUGAUGCCCAGGAUGAGGACUACCAUGGUAUCGUCCAGUUUGCCGUGUCCCUUGUGGACUCCCAGCUGUUUGUCCACUACCUGGCCGUGGUGCUGCUGGAGCUUCGUCACUUCCAGCCCUGCUACAGCGUGUGUGUCAUGCGCUCCACUGACGGAGAGACACGUCACUACAACAUAGGACAGCUCAGCAUUCAGAGGGCUGCUCUGUCCAUUUUGGAGUAUUACUACAGAGAUUUUCCACUCCAUAACCCAGCACUUCUCUCUGCCUCAAAGCACCGGGCUGCCAAACACCUGGCCGGCUUAAAGGUCUACAAUGUGGACGCCCCAGGGACCACAGCAGGAGCGCAGCCUGGUAAUGGGAAUCAGACACGGACCAUGGUUACAGCUGCCGCCAAGCGCAAAGACAGCGCCCACAAUGAGCUGUACUACGAAGAGGCCGAUUACGAGAGAAGAGUCCGUAAACGUAGAGCCAGGCUGGUGGUGGCUGUGGAGGAGGCCUUCACACAUGUCCGGCGGAUGAAGAAAGAGGAUGAGCAUGCAACUCCAUCCGACAUUAUGGAUGUGCGUGAAGCAGCUCUGGCUAUAUUUCCCUCCAUGGCCCGUGCCCUGCAGAAGUACCUCCGCACCACCAGGAGGCAGCACUGCCACAGCAUGGAGAGCAUCCAGAAGCACCUCGCUUUCUGCCUCGUCAACAACAUGAGCCCUAAGGCUUUCCUUGAAGCCUACCUGGCCCCUGGUCCGACCCUGCAGUACGCCCCUGAGCGCUGGAUGGCUGACCAGUGGACUUUGGUCAGCGAGGCUUCUGUCACUGGCGGUAUAAAGGAGGGGACAGAGUUCCUACUGAGGUGUCUUGACUUUAGCUUAGCUGUGACCAUCAAGAGCAUCCCUUACAUCCGACUAACUGAGGAGUACAUCGACCCCAAGUCUCACAAGUUUAUACUGCUGCUCCAAUCAGAAACCUCAGUUUAACAGCGACACAGUGGACCAGUGCUGCUCCUCUGGACUUAGAGGACUGUUACAGUUAUCCUGCUGAAUUUUUCAAAAAUAACUUUUUGUACUGUUUUUUGUACUUAUGUUUAUGUAAUUUUCUCACAUAGAGUUAUCUUUGUGUCCUUGUCUUUGUCCCGGGCGACAUGAAAAACGAUAAAAGACAGAAAACGAGAGGGAAUAUGCUUUGAUUUCUCUGUCCUGACAUUUGCAGAACACAGUUCAGGUAUUCCUCUAUGCACUGCAGAUGACCCUCACAAGUUUUCUUCUUCCUUUAUUUGCAUGUGCCAGUGUGUGCCUGCGAGCGAGAGUUAAUGAUUUUAGGAGGAGUGUGUGAUUUAGGUGUGUGUGUGUGUAUGUGUGUGUUUUGAGUGUAGUGUACACCCGGGAUCUGUCUGCCUGUCUCUUCUUUCUCUUUAGAGUUACUAUAGCGACCAGGACAUUUAACAUAACCCGAACCUAUUUCACCAAAACUGCUCUUUUCCAGUCUUAGCAAUGAUUAUUUAACUGUCCUGUAUUACAGAUGUAUGUACAGUAUUUAUAUGUGAAUAUACUUUAUCCCUCCAGACUUUUUAUAUCAAAAUUGUGCAUUGCUUGAAUGUUUUUUUUAACCUUGUCAAAGAUUUUUUUUUUUUUUUACCUUGUCUGUUCGUGCUGUAUUUGUGGAGAUAACUGGACUGUUAAUAGGUGAAGACAUGUUUAUAAAUGUCAGACAAAUCACUGGAGUCUCUCGGACUGAAUGCCAACCACAGUACAGCUGAAUACAGAUGGUCUAACCAAUAGAGUAUGAAUAAACACAUGUGACUGCUCAUUAUGUUUGCUUUUGUACAGUUAGGUGUGUGCAGUGUACGCUGAUCUUUUUGUAUGGUAGCAGAGACAAAAUGUUUGGACGGCUAUGAGGUUCAUGUGGUAGACCUUUUUAUAUCUCAUAUUAAAACUGUUGCCUUUGUGCUGUUUAAUUGCAAAACAUAUGCCCCUGAUUUUCAUCUAAAUUCAUCAUGAAAGGGGUGUAUUAUUACAGCGCCUCUCUGCAUAAUGUAAAUCCUGUCAGCCAAGUGAAAUAUACUCAGCCAUGAGCAUAAGACAAUGCACAACCUAAAGGAAUAUUUAUUUCAGCAAUUUCAAAAGAUUUAGGACAUUCUCUCCAAAUCUCUCUCCAAACUGAAUAGUCACUUAUCUCAUGCUGGCAAGUGUUUAAACAAGUGUUGAAAAUUAAUAAUUUUGUGUAAAUUAGCUCAACCCAGUGUCAGUAUUUCUACUGUCAGUAUUUUGUCUCAGUGUCAUACUACUGCCACCUGUCUACAGCUACUGCAACAGGAACACUGUCCUGAGCAUCAAUCAAACUGUUAAUUUUAAUAAAUAUUUGAUCUGUAUUUUUAAAACCCUCUGUAUUUAUGAGGCCUGUUAUGUUGUAAAUUUAUAUUUACACAAGUGUUAACUGUGGUCACAGACAGUGUAGUUUUGUUUAGGCUUUUAGAAUGUUGAUGGUUGUAAAUAGUUCUUGACUACACAUGUGCCUCAGUUAUACAUAUUUAGGAUGUGCUCAGCAUUUGCAGUUUUCAAGCGUGUGUGUGUGUGUGUGUGUGUGUGUGUGUGUGUGUGUGUGUGUGUGUGUGUGUGUGUGAGAGAGAGAGAGAGAGUGAGAGAGAGAGUAAAAGAGAGCAUAGGGAGCAAAGGGAACAUAAUGAAGAAAAGAGAUUGCUUUCCCAAAUGUCAUGCAGCUAACUAGUCAUGUUGUCUAGUUGUCAGCUGUCUUCUUUUAUACAACCGAACAUGUAAAAUCACAACAGCUGUGUCAAAGUCACAUUUGUAAAAAAUAAAUCUUUGUAUUUCAAGGCA
Siniperca chuatsi (mandarin fish) is the source of this 3851-nucleotide messenger RNA. RefSeq names its product vang-like protein 1. Lineage: Eukaryota; Metazoa; Chordata; Actinopteri; Centrarchiformes; Sinipercidae. Gene Ontology annotation, cellular component: plasma membrane. The transcript has 9 exons. Gene Ontology annotation, biological process: multicellular organism development. Bases 366 to 1994 code for a protein of 542 amino acids. The record is from RefSeq and is a predicted model, not a curated record.